Molecule: messenger RNA, 2632 nt
Organism: Hyalella azteca
Lineage: Eukaryota; Metazoa; Arthropoda; Malacostraca; Amphipoda; Hyalellidae
Exons: 4
Coding region: 1-708 (235 amino acids)
Source: RefSeq, a predicted model, not a curated record
AUGCUUGCGGCGCUCGGGGCGCUGCUGUGCGUCUGCUGCAGCAUCGAGGAGGGCUCAGCUUAUACGUUCAGGACUUUCAUGGGCGCGGAAAUUGCCGCAACUGCGAUCUCGAGCAGCGCGGUCGUGCAGCGUCCGUGCGAGUGUCGCGCGCUGUGCCGGGACGCAUGCGUCGCGGUGGCCAUCAGGCGUCAGCCACCACGCCACUUCCACUGCUCCUUCACUGACGAAACCGUCGCUGACGCCACCACCAAUCUUACGGUUCCUGCUCCCGAUAGCAAGGUUUUCUACAAACGCCUGGUAUGCCUGCCUGGCUUCACGCUUGUGGACAACGUGGGCUGCAUUUACGUCUCCACCGCCGCACUGAACUUCACCGCCGCCGCCGCGUCCUGUCCCUCCGACUCCCAACUCUUCACCGCCAACUUCCUCAUCGACUUCAACGCCAUGCGGAACUACCUUAAGAAAACAUUUGUUGUCCCACCGAAUAAAUUUUGGAUUGGCUUGACUCGACUUGGGAACAGCACAACUUGGAAAUGGUUCGGAGGCGGAACCAUCGAAGCCACUCACCCAUCGCCCUACUGGAACCCGAGAGAUCCAAAUGAAAAUACCGACUGCGCCAUGCUAUAUUUCCGUCCCUCUACUGGAUUCUUCUACGAUGUGGCCGAUACGUCGUGUGCAGGUCAAAUGCAGUUUUUGUGUAAGCAAAACUGAGGACAGUAGCUUGAUUGAGUGAAGCAGCCAUUUCUGCCGUUUGUGAAUCUCUAAUAGGGUACAUAUAUUUUGUCGCGACUUGAAUUUACAAACAGAGCGGGUUUCGAAGACAGGCAAGAAAGUUUGAAUUGGAGCGUGUCGGUACAUGUCUUUCUGGUUUUGUCAGUCCUUGCGAAAAAUAUAUUAAUAUGUUAAUGCUGUUACUGCAACCAAUCUCCAACGCGGGAAAUGAAAUUGAUGACUUAUUGUGACAUUAAUCAGAUAACUCUUUGUAUUUUAAUAGUUAAUCAGCAUUUUACUAAAUAAAUAGAAUUUAUUUGCAAAUUAUAGGAUGCCAUUUCGGGAGUGUUUGAAGAUUUAUGUCUCGGCAAAGGUCGGAAUUCAACAUUUGUAUUUAUAACUCAUUGCCAAAAUGUAUCUGGCACAACACCAACUACUUGAAACGGACCGUGGUGGCUCAAGAAAAAGCAAAGCAAAAUACUUGCUUCGUGAGGUUUUUUUCUUCCCAAUUCUAGUAAUUAUCAGGCACUUUUUGCUUAUUUUGCAGUGAAUAUCUCCGAUACAUGAGUAGAUAAUUAAUAAAUUCUGGAAAUUUCAGAAUAUUGAAUUUUGAAAAUCGACCUUAUAUUUAUGAUGUCUCAUUAUAACAUCAGUCGAAGUUUUCUUAUACAGAGCGAUAUCAUGAAGAAUUUAGUUUCAUCUCGCUACUAUCUUACCGUUAUCUCCCAAUUACUCCCGUGUUUAUAAUUUAGUUGGAGCAUAUAGAUUUGUUUUUGUGUGUUUUAUGAUUGCGAUAACCCAUUUCACAGGUAUCAAAGUAAUUCGGUUUAGGAAUAAUUUGUCCUAUGAUUGGAAAUGAUCCUUGGGUGAGCAAAAAGUGCAUAACAUAUAGGCCGUUGCUUAUGACGAGCUCAUUGGCAAUUUUAUGGAGUAUAAACUUAAUCCAACAUCAUUUAGUCGGAUUUUAUUGAUUAAUUAAAUCAACAUUUCGCUGUAAAUUCAAAUUAUUUUCGUCUGUCUUAUGCUUAUUCAUGUUAUAUGUAUCGCAAGGAAUUCCUUAUUUUGAUAAUAAGCUAUAAUAUUGAUAGUUAUUAUAAUCAAGGAAUCACAAUUAAAAUGUUUAUACAAUUCAGUGUAGUAGGAUCUUGACAAUUUCCGUAGAAAAACGAGCGUUCGGCAUCAUACGAAAAAUAUCGUAUUAAAAUUAUACACGCUCUAAAUAUAAAGACGUUAAUGUUGCUUAGCAUUAUUACGUUAUAUAUACGUAAUAUCUAUAUACGUUAGUGUUGCAUAGCAGUAUUUUUAUUUAGAUUAGCACUAAGUAUUGUUCGUCUUAAAAUAUUAAUUCUAUAUGCACAAUUUUGACAGGAGUCCGUUUCCAGACAUUUUGAUAAUCACAUGUUUCAAUUAAUCGCACCUUUCUAUGAGUGAGGAAUUGCCUCACAACACAAAUGCAAAGCCGGAUUUUCUCAAGUAUUUCACAGUGCGAUCAGGCGAAGUAUACACGAAAUAUUUAUCAACUGCUUGGAACACUUGAGACUUGCCCGAUGCAUUGGAAUGAACAGACCAAUUAUGUGUGCAGACAUGACAUGUCGAUCAGUGUGCAGACAUGACAUAUGUCGAUCAGUGUGCAGACAUGACAUGUCGAUCAGUGUGCAGACAUGACAUGUCGAUCAGCGUGCAGACAUGACAUGUCGAUCAGUGUGCAGACAUGACAUAUGUCGAUCGUUGAGGUGACCUUGCACGUCGAUUACCGCACAGGCAAGUACCAAAGUUUCAGUCAUGGUUCGUGUCUUGAAUACUUUGCCAGCGAACCCAUUUAUAAUGUAAACUAAUAUAUCAUUAUACCUCCCAAUAUUAUUAUAAAUACUGCAGACAUAGCUUUACCAUGUUAUUUGUUGGGAGAAUAGCAAAGAUAAAUUUC